Exserohilum turcica Et28A is the source of this 1413-nucleotide messenger RNA. RefSeq lists its product as uncharacterized. The transcript has 2 exons. The record is from RefSeq and is a predicted model, not a curated record. NCBI's taxonomy places the organism in Eukaryota, Fungi, Ascomycota, Dothideomycetes, Pleosporales, Pleosporaceae. The coding region runs from base 1 to 1413 and encodes 470 amino acids.
AUGCCUCAGCCCAGUUCGACAAAUCCGUCUAAUCAAGAACCACCUCGGGAUUCAGGCGUAGACAUGUCACCUCAACUCCCAGUCAGUGCGUCGUGCCUGGCACAUCCAGUUUCACAUCACCGCCAAGCACAAAGCAGUCAGAUAUCUCCGCGACACAUAGUAUCCGCCUGUGCAGCAGCCGUGUACUCCCAGGCAGACAAGGCAAACACAUCAUCACCGCCCAACGGCGUACAUCUCGGCCUCCAGGUUGCUCAGCCUCAUUCGCAGCCUGCAAGCCCACGUUCACUCAGCCUGAAUGGCCAGGGAGCCAGCAGACCACCACCGAGUUCUCGGGGACAGCAAGCAUCAUGCCAGCAGCAACGCGGUGUGGAUGCCAACGAAGCUGUGAAGAUGAAGGAGGCAGAAAGGGUCUUGGGGCCGCCCAAAGGAAGAAAGACACCAGUGCUCACAAAGGCCCCCAAGAUACAGUGGGAUCUCACAAAGUCGCCUUCUCCCAUGCCGAGCUUCAGCACCUUGAAUGGCGAGGUCGGCGCGGCAGAAGUAGAAGGAGAGCCAGAGCCAGAGCCCCAUGGCAAUAAGAUGAUGAAGAACAUGGUCCCCAGGGCUGGCACACCGAUCCCUGCACUUCCACCUGCUUUCGACGCCACACAGCAGCAGUCGAAACCAAGCGUGCCCUCACCACUCUCCCAACAACACCAAGCCUACACGCCUCCCCGCGCGCCCUCCCCAACCCCCAACAUCCCCUCGCUCCUGCGCGUCCUCGACGCAAACAUCCAGCCGCAGCCGCACCGCCUCAGCCCCCUCACAGAGCGCGACGACGAAAUCUCAGACCUGACCCGCCACUCCAGCACCACAGCUGCUUUUUUCUCGCCAUCUGCGUCCCCGGAACCAAGUAGCUCGCUGCGGUACCAGGCGUACGUUGAAGAGGGCGAUGAAAAUGAUAUUGAAUACGAGGACGGGGAUGAGAAUAAUGAGGGCGGCCCUCGUGUCCGCCCGCUACGGCCUGCGCGCUACCUCGUACAUCGCGAGGUAGCCAGCGGACCGACUCGAGAAACGGAUCCGAGGCUCUUCCGCUCGCAGGAGACGCUUAGUGUCAGGAUGGCGACGGUGCUGCCUGUGCAGCGGGUUACGCGCAGUGAGAUUGUGGGGCCGAGGGUGAGUAGUAGUGCUGGUCAUGUUAGUAGUAGUGGUAGUGGUAGUCAAGGUGGUAGCAACGACAAUGAUGAUGACGAUGACGAUGACGAUCAAAGUGUAGAUGUGAGAGAGGGACAGGUGCGGUGUAGACAGAUUGUGGAGGUUGUGGAGGGGGAAGAGAACGAGAAGGCGGGGAGGAAGAGGAGGUUCAAGGCGAGGGUGAAGAGGGCGUGGGCAAGGAUUAAGCGCGUUUUGUGUAGGAGGGAGAGGCAUGCGUGA